GUAAAAUUUAGGCGGGAAUAAACACUGCGAUAGUUUCAUAAAUUGUUUCAUCUAAUUUACUAAAAAUUGUUUGAAAAUAAUAAUUAAAAAUAUAUUACAGUUUUAUUUAUACCAUUUUAAAAAUGGCACCGAAAAAAGCAUCGAGAGAUUAUGUCAAAGAUAAAGAACAACUGAAAACAUUCUUAACUGAAUUUAUGGUUAUGGAUGAUAAAAGUGGCGACAAAAUAUUUAAAUAUAGACAACAACUUACUAAACUUGCUCAUCGUGAACAGAUAGCUCUCAUUAUUGAAUUAGAUGAUGUAAAUGAGUUUGAUGAUGAAUUGGCUGUUGCUAUUGCAAAUAAUACACGAAGAUAUGUUAACAUUUUACUAGACCUUGUUCAAGAAAUUCUACCAGAUUUUAAAGAGAAACCUGUACCUCCUAAAGAUGCAUUGGAUGUGUACAUUGAACAUCGGUUAUUGAUAGAAAGUCGUAACAGACAUCCCGGUGAUCAACGAGAUCCUAGGAACAAAUACGCUCCAGAGCUUAUGCGACGUUUUGAAAUAUAUUUCAAGGAUUUCAGUGAUGCUAAAGCUUUUUCUGUUAGAGAAAUAAAAGCUGAUAAGAUAGGAAAAUUGGUAACGGUUAGAGGUAUCGUUACUCGAUCCACUGAAGUAAAGCCUAUGAUGGUGGUUGCUACUUAUACUUGUGACCAAUGCGGUGCAGAAACAUAUCAACCAGUACAAUCGCUUACUUUUAUGCCGUUGAGAAUAUGUCCUAGCGAUGAUUGUCGUGUAAAUAAAGCUGGUGGUAGAUUGUAUAUGCAAACUAAAGGAUCCAAGUUUAUUAAAUUUCAAGAAAUUAAACUGCAAGAACAUAGCGAUCAAGUUCCAGUUGGUCAUAUUCCUAGAUCAAUAACAAUCUUUUGCAGAGGGGAAACUACACGACAAUGUUUACCAGGAGAUCAUGUAACCAUUACCGGAAUCUUUUUGCCCUUAGUAAAGACUGGAUUCAAUCCUAGGGGUGGAUCUGCCCUUUUAAGUGAUACGUAUUUGGAUGCACAUAGGAUCGUAUGUUGUACAAAUUCACAAACCAUAGAUGACAGUAGUGCUCAGUUGACGGAUGAAGAAUUGGCAUUAUUAUCGCAAGAUGAUUUUUAUAGUAAACUGGCUACAUCUUUGGCACCGGAGAUUUAUGGAUUGGAAGACGUCAAGAAAGCUUUAUUGCUGCUUCUUGUAGGUGGUACAGAUAAAAAAAGGGGUGAUAUUAAAAUUAGAGGUAACAUCAAUAUAUGUUUGAUGGGUGAUCCAGGUGUUGCAAAAUCUCAAUUACUUUCAUUCAUAACACGUCUAGCACCAAGAUCUCAAUACACUACAGGAAGAGGAUCUUCUGGUGUUGGUUUGACUGCUGCUGUUAUGAAAGAUCCUUUGACUGGUCAAAUGAUACUCGAAGGUGGAGCUUUGGUAUUAGCCGAUCAAGGAGUUUGUUGCAUUGAUGAAUUUGAUAAAAUGGCGGAGGCUGAUAGAACUGCCAUACACGAAGUUAUGGAACAGCAAACAAUAUCGAUUGCAAAAGCUGGAAUCAUGGCACGUUUAAAUGCUCGAGUAUCUAUUUUGGCCGCUGCUAAUCCUGCUUAUGGUAGAUAUAAUAGUAAGAGAACGAUCGAACAAAACAUUCAGCUUCCCGCUGCUUUGUUAUCGAGAUUUGAUUUAUUAUGGCUCAUUCAAGAUCGUGCAGACAGAAGUAACGAUUUAAAAUUGGCACAGCACAUAACUUAUGUUCAUCAACAUUCUUCUCAACCACCUACUGAAACUGAAGCCUUAGACAUGAAUUUAAUACGGAAGUAUAUUAAUCUAUGUAAAAUAAAAGAACCUUCCAUUCCUGAAGAUUUAGCAGAAUACAUUGUCGAUUCCUAUGUGGAAAUGAGAAGAGAGUCGCGUAAUAGCGUUGAUCAAACUUUUACUUCUGCUCGUAAUUUAUUAGCAGUGCUACGAUUGGCAACAGCAUUAGCACGUCUUAGAUUAGCGAAUGCUGUUGAAAAAGAAGACGUAGCUGAAGCAAACAGAUUGGUAGAAAUGUCGAAGCAUUCGAUUAAUUUUUCUGACUCCAAACCGAACAAUGCUCAAAGAAAUCCUAUUGACAGAAUCUACUAUCUUAUUUUGGAAUUAGCCAGUGGCAAUAAAACCGUUAAAGUAUCAGAUAUAUUGGAACGAUGUACGAGUAAAGGAUUUAAGCCUGAUCAAGUGAACGAGUGCAUAGAAGAAUACGAAAGAUUAGAUGUUUGGCAAGUGAAUCAAACGAGAAGACAGAUUACUUUCAUUCAAAAAGAUUAAUUCAAUACAUCUAUUUUUAUACAUUUUCUUAUCUUAUCCUAAUAUAUAUCACAUUGU
Polistes dominula (European paper wasp) is the source of this 2369-nucleotide messenger RNA. RefSeq names its product minichromosome maintenance 7 (gene Mcm7). Gene Ontology annotation, biological process: double-strand break repair via break-induced replication; DNA replication; DNA replication initiation. Lineage: Eukaryota; Metazoa; Arthropoda; Insecta; Hymenoptera; Vespidae. Gene Ontology annotation, molecular function: single-stranded DNA binding; ATP hydrolysis activity; single-stranded DNA helicase activity. Gene Ontology annotation, cellular component: MCM complex; nucleus. The record is from RefSeq and is a predicted model, not a curated record.